Propithecus coquereli (Coquerel's sifaka) is the source of this 1582-nucleotide messenger RNA. RefSeq names its product atypical chemokine receptor 4 (gene ACKR4). Gene Ontology annotation, biological process: chemotaxis; immune response; G protein-coupled receptor signaling pathway. Gene Ontology annotation, molecular function: chemokine receptor activity; chemokine binding; scavenger receptor activity. Gene Ontology annotation, cellular component: membrane. Bases 64 to 1116 code for a protein of 350 amino acids. The transcript is spliced from 2 exons. NCBI's taxonomy places the organism in Eukaryota, Metazoa, Chordata, Mammalia, Primates, Indriidae. The record is from RefSeq and is a predicted model, not a curated record.
CAUUUGAUUUUACUUUCUGCACUCAACACUGCUCCUCUCUGCUGACUGAAACAGAUAGGAGCCAUGGCUUUGGAAGACAACCAGUCAACAGAUUACUAUUAUGAGGAAAAUGAACUGAAUGGCACUCAUGACUACAGCCAGUAUGAAAUGAUAUGUAUUAAAGAAGAAGUCAGAAGAUUUGCAAAAGUUUUUCUCCCUGUCUUCCUCACAAUAGCUUUCAUCAUUGGACUUGCAGGCAAUUCCAUAGUAGUGGCAAUUUAUGCCUAUUACAAGAAACUGAGAACCAAAACAGAUGUGUACAUCCUGAAUUUGGCUGUGGCAGAUUUACUCCUUCUAUUCACUUUGCCUUUUUGGGCAGUUAAUGCAGUUCAUGGGUGGGUUUUAGGGAAAAUGAUGUGUAAAGUCACUUCAGCCUUAUACACAGUAAACUUUGUCUCUGGAAUGCAGUUUCUGGCUUGUAUUAGCAUAGACAGAUAUUUGGCAGUAACUAAAGCCCCCAGUCAAUCAGGAGUGGGAAAACCAUGUUGGAUCAUCUGUUUCUGUGUCUGGAUGGCUACCAUCUUGCUGAGUAUACCCCAGCUGGUUUUUUAUACAGUAAACGACAAUGCUAGGUGCAUUCCCAUCUUUCCCCACCACCUGGGAACAUCAAUGAAAGCAUCUAUUCAAAUGCUAGAAAUCUGUAUCGGAUUUGUAGUACCCUUCCUUAUUAUGGGGGUGUGCUACUUUAUCACAGCAAGGACACUCAUCAAGACGCCAAAUAUUAAAAAGUCUCGACCCCUCAAAGUCCUGCUCACAGUGGUUAUAGUCUUCAUUGUCACUCAGCUGCCUUAUAACAUUGUCAAGUUCUGCCGAGCCAUAGACAUCAUCUACUCGCUGAUCACUGACUGUGACAUGAGCAAACGCAUGGACGUGGCCAUCCAAAUCACAGAAAGCAUCGCUCUCUUUCACAGCUGCCUCAAUCCAGUCCUUUAUGUUUUUAUGGGAGCCUCUUUUAAAAACUACAUUAUGAAAGUGGCCAAGAAAUAUGGGUCGUGGAGGAGACAGAGACAAAAUGUGGAGGAGAUUCCUUUUGAUUCUGAGGGUCCUACAGAGCCAACAAGUACUUUUAGCAUUUAAAUAUAAAACUGCUCGGCCUUUUGCUUGGAUACACAUGAAUGAUGCUUCUUCCUCAGAUAAAACAUCUGCGUUAUUCUGAAACUCAAAUCUCAAACACUGUGCUCGUAACUUAUAACAAAGAGGGGGUUGGGAGAGGGGGAGGAUGGAAGCCAACAAGAAGAGGAAAUGAAAUACUAGCUGUACAAAACAAGAAAAUUAAUAUUAACAAUACAGGAAAAUAGUAAUAGGCAUAAAUCGAUAAAACACUGUUUUAUAAAGAAGAAGAUCUUUGUGUUCAUGGGAUGGUUUUGUAUCUUGAUUGUGUAGUGGUUACACAAAUCUACACAUGUGAUAAAAUGACAUAGAACUAUAUACAUGUAUUGUACCAAUUUCAGUUUUCUGGUUUUGAUAUUAUACUAUAAUUAUGUAAGAUGGAACCAUUGGGGAAAACUGGAUAAAAGGUACCUGGGAUCACUCUGUACUAUCU